This is a messenger RNA of Monascus purpureus, 3612 nucleotides long. Lineage: Eukaryota; Fungi; Ascomycota; Eurotiomycetes; Eurotiales; Aspergillaceae. The record is from the annotation of a GenBank genome assembly.
AUGGCACCCUUACCAAGCAACGGCCUUUCCAACGGCCUGAAUGGCGAACAGUAUUCUUCGAUUAGCUCCCUAGCAAACCGCCGCUUUUCCGACAUACCCUCUGCCAUCGAUAUUCCCGCUUCUACCUUCGACAGCGAAGUCGAGGUCAGCCUUGAAGAGCUUCCAGAUGACCCUACUGAGCUCUGCACGCUGCUGGAAAACGAGAAAGCAGCGAAGAACUUCUGGGUUAUUAUUGCACUUGCGUAUGCAAAACAGAAACAGAUCGAUCAUGCCAUUGACAUUCUCAACAAAGGCCUGGCUUCCGUCGCCCACGGAGCAACGAAAGAGAAACUCGGACUGCUGGGCUGGAUGUGUUGGCUUCUGAUGCUUAAAAGUCGCCAGGCCCCGCGAGUAGUUCCCGAAGGAGAGUUAUAUUCAGAAGCAAAAACAAAGGAUCAUUAUCUACAGCUCGCGACGUCGACGCUGAAUGAGGCGUCCCGAUUGAAUCCGGCCUUCCCUCCGCUGUUUCUUGCCCGUGGCGCUUUGUCCCUACUCCGUGCGUCUCUGCACCCACCAAGACCCGUUCGUCCCGGCGCUGUUGAUACGUCUGAACGAGCGGAAUCCCUGAGACAGUCUCUAAAAUGGUUCGAUGAGUCAUCCAAAGCCUUUGGCGGGCGGAACAUAAUGGCUAUUCUCGGACGUGCCAGGGCCCAGUAUUCCCUUGGAAAAUAUGCGGAGGCGCUGGAGGGAUAUCAAAAGGUUUUGAUGAAGAUGCCCGGACUCACAGAUCCCGAUCCUCGCGUCGGAAUUGGGUGUUGUCUGUGGCAGCUAGGCUUCAAGGAUCAAGCGAAAGCUGCAUGGGAGAGGUCUUUGGCUCUCAAUCCGGACUCAAAGGUCGCUAACAUCCUGCUCGCGGUGUAUUACUUAUACGACAGUUCCCGUCAUGCUACUACGGACCCGGCUUUCGGAUCAUUGUACAAAGUGGCUAUGACUCAGUACACUCAGAAAGCAUUCAAACUCGACAAGGAAUAUCCAAUGACAUGCUCGUUGUUUGGCAGUUAUUUUCUCCUUCGAAAGUCGUACUCUACCGUCGAGACGCUGGCGCGUAAAGCCAUCGAACAGACUGAUGUUAUGUCUAUUGCCAGUGACGGCUGGUACCUACUUGCCCGAAAGGAGCACUACGAAGGCGACUUGGGUCGUGCUGCGGAGUACUAUACUCGUUCAGACCAGGCUCGAGGAGGUGGUGAGAAGGGAUAUCUCCCGGCUAAAUUCGGUGCAGUGCAGAUGCAAAUCGCUAGCAAGGACUACGAUGGUGGUAAAUUUCGUUUGGAGAAAAUCGUUCAGCAAACCAAAAAUCCGGAGUCUACGAUGCUGCUCGGGGCGCUUUAUGCUGAAGAAGUCUUUGCAGCCCAGAAAAGUGGUAGCAAAGAAGACAAGUCGACUGAGGCGAAAAAGGCAAUCAAUCUGCUUGAAUCAGUCCGCGCUCUAUGGAAGGAUGAAAAGAAGAGGAUCUCUCCAGACGAAUCAGUCUUGGUUUACCUAUCUCAACUUUAUGAAAACGUAGCUCCAGAGAAGAGCAUGCAGUGUCUGACACAGCUGGAACAAAUGCAGCUUGCUGGGAUAGCCGAGGAGGAACGCCCCGAAGAUGUUGAAGAUGAGGAAAAAUUGGAGGCCCUUCUUCGGGAAAAUCUGCCUCCUCAGCUCCUUAAUAACAUGGGCUGUUUCUCGUACCAGUUUGACAAGGUCGAGCAAGCCAGAAAUAUGUUUCAAGCCGGCUUGAGCGCGUGCGAUCGAUUGCAGAAGGACGGAGGAAUUGAUAUAGAUACGGACGCUCUUAUCACGACCAUCAGCUAUAACCUGGGCCGCACUUAUGAGGCUGCCAAUAUGCCAGAUGAAGCAAAGAAGGUCUACCAAGGCCUUUUGCAGCGGCACAGCGACUACACCGAAGCAAAUGCGAGACUGACGUACAUUGCCCUGCGUCAGAGCCCUACCGAUGAAGGACCGAAGAGCAUGGCUAAACUCUAUGAGGUCGAGUCAACGAAUCUAGAAGUUCGCGCGCUCUUUGGGUGGUACCUCAGCAAGUCGAAGAAACGCGUCACUAACCUUGCGGAAGAUCACGAACAGCGACACCACAAGCAUACGCUACAGUACUUUGAUAAGCAUGAUCGGUAUGCGCUGACUGGAAUGGGCAACGUUCAUCUCCUCACCGCUAGAGAUAUGCGACGAAGCACCGACCAGGAAAAGGAGAAGCGCAGGAAGAUGUAUGAGAGGGCCGUUGAAUUCUUCGACAAGGCUCUUCAAUUGGACCCCAAGAAUGCGUACGCGGCUCAGGGGAUUGCUAUCGCCCUUGUCGACGACAAAAAGGACUACAGCAGUGCAGUGCACAUCUUUUCCAAGGUCCGUGAUACUUUGAAGGAUGCCAGCGUGUACCUCAACCUCGGCCACGUCUAUGCUGAACUCAGACAAUACACAAGAUCUAUUGAACACUACGAAGUCGCAUUAUCUAAGGACCGUGCGCGAGAUGCGCAGAUACUGGCAUGCCUGGGCCGGGCUUGGUUGCUGAAGGGCAUGCAAGAGAAGAACAUCUCGUCAAUGAACACCGCCCUUGACUACGCGAAGCGCGCACGUUCCGUCGCACCGGAUCUAGUCCAUUUGGAAUUCAAUGUCGCGUUUGUGCAGACGCAGAUAGCGCUGUUGGCAAACAGUCUACCCGAAUCUCAGAAAACAUUGCAGGAUGUGCAAGAUGCAAUCAGGGGACACGAGGAGGCCAUUGAGACCUUCCGUCAGCUAGCAAAGGCGAAGAACCCACCAUAUCCACCCACCUCACUAGAGCAGCGAGCUCUCAUGGGUCAGACUAUCAAUAACAAGCUCGAACGUGCUCUUCAGGCACAGAAAGAGUACGAAGGGAAGAACGCAGCCAAAUUACAACAGGCUCGUGAGGCCCGCGAGGCAGAGAUGCGUAGACGCGAGGAAGAGGUCCGCAAGGCGCAGGAGAUUGAACAAGAGAGAAAGAAGAAGAUCGCCGAAGAGCGGCAGAAAAUGGUCGAAGAAGCACAAAGGCUCGCCGAGCAAAGGGCCGAAGAGGAAAAAGCACGAGAAGCAGCGGAAUAUACGACCGAAUCUGAAACCGGCGAAAAGGUGAGGAGAAAGAAGAAAGUAUCCAAGAGGAAGAAGAACAGGCAGUCUGAAGAUGCUGGAACCGAUGAUGAAUCUCCAAGGAGGGGCGGAACCGCAGAGCCGGAGAGUGAAGCGGAAGCGGCACCGAAGAAGCGCAGGCGACUUGAACGGCGUUCAGGUGCAAAGGCCUCUUCGGGUAAAUUCAAGAGCGAUGAAUUCGUGGUUGAAUCUGAUGCGGAGGAUGGUGCCUCUUCAGGGGCAGGGAGAGGAGCCCAAGGCGUGUCCUCGGAUGUCGACGAAGAGAUGCGCGAUAGUCCUCCGGGAGAGGGAGAGGGAGAGGAGGACGUCGUGCCCCAUCGUCGGGCAAAGAUCAACCUCCGAAUCGAGGAUGACGAAGACGAGGAAGAGGAAGAGGAAGCAGUGGCUGUCGUGGAGAAUGGCAAUGGGGAUGAGGAUGAUGAUGAUCUGUUCAAUGAGAAGCUCAAUGACGAAGGGCUACCUGCACCAUCCGAUUGA